Phascolarctos cinereus (koala) is the source of this 1013-nucleotide messenger RNA. Lineage: Eukaryota; Metazoa; Chordata; Mammalia; Diprotodontia; Phascolarctidae. The record is from RefSeq and is a predicted model, not a curated record.
GUGAUAAUGUACUAUGGUAUGUGACAUACGCUGUCAAAGUCCCAGUAUCAGUAGUUUUUGUUAAUGUUUUUUAAAGGUAUUGAUUGUAGGGGGAGGCAGGGCCAUAUUGGGAAAUAACUGUGGCACAUAAGGAGCAAAAUGAAUCAGUCAUACUUCAAACAACAAAUUUAAUGGCUCCUGUUACUUUAAAAUACACUACUAUAGAACAAGAGGAGGGUUAUGUUAAUCUUAGUGGCAGGCCAAAGUCCAUCAGAAGCUUAAUCAGGAUGCCAAGGAAUUAUUACCUGAUUGAUCUUGUGUUUGCAGUCCUUUCCAUCUUUGGAUUCUAAGCCUUCUAUUGCCUUAGCAGUAAAGAAGCGUGUCAAUGGAUCCAUCUGUGGCCAUUGCUCUUGGCUUACUGCUCUGUAUGUCAUGUCUGCUUCUCAUUUUAUCAUGGAGAAAGGGUUUUGGAAGAGGAAAACUUCCACCUGGUCCUGUUCCUUUUCCCAUUAUUGGCAAUAUGCUCCAGGUAGACCUUAAGAAUAUCCCUCAAUCUCUUUGCAAGCUAGGAAAACAAUAUGGCCCAGUGUUCACUCUGCAAUUUGGUGCUGAGCGUGCUGUUGUGUUAUAUGGGUAUGCGGCAGUGAAAGAAGCUCUGAUUGACUAUGGCGACAAGUUUGCUGAUAGAGGACCUACGCCACUUUACAAUUUGCUUGAUGAUGGAAUGGGUAUUGUUACAAGCAAUGGAGAGACAUGGAAGCAAAUCCGCCGCUUCUCUCUCAUGACCCUGAGGAAUUUUGGGAUGGGGAAGAGGAGCAUCGAAGAGCGAGUCCAAGAAGUGGCAAAGAAUCUUAUGGAGGAGUUGAAAAAAACAAAAGGAUCACCAUGUGACCCCACGUUCAUCCUUGGCUGUGCUCCUUGUAAUGUAAUCUGCUCUAUCAUUUUCCAGAAAUGUUUUGAAUAUAAAGACCAGAAAUUUCUAUAUUUAAUGAAGCUUUUGAAUGAAAAACGUCAAGAUCCGUAAGUUCCCCAUG